UCAGGUUUACCCAGAAAUUCACUGCCCUAAUAAGAGAAGAACAGGUCAUGAUCGCUCAACUCGAACAAGACUCUGUCACUCGAAUAAAAAAACUCUUACUCAUGUCUGUGAACGGCACCCUUCAUUUGCAUUCCCUCAGAUUAAUUAGAGAUGAAUUAGGGUUACCUGAAAAUUGCCGAGAAUCAAUAAUCAGGAAGUAUAACACCGAUUUCAAAAUGGUGGAUCUAGAAGUUGUGGAAUUGGCUGUUAAGGAAUGUGAAAGACCAUCUAUGGUGGCCGAGGUCGAAAAGUGGCGGGAAAAAGAGUAUACAGAGAGGUGGUUAAGUGAAUUUGAGGUCAAAUAUUCAUUCCCUAUAAAUUUCCCAACAGGAUUCAGAAAAGGGGCACGGUUUAAAGACAAAUUGAACAAUUGGCAACGAAUGUCAUACAUCAAGCCAUAUGAGAAAACGAACAUCGUUAAUGUUCGUAGUUGUGGAGGAGUAGAGAGGUAUGAAAAGAGAGCUGUGGGAAUCAUUCACGAACUCCUGAGUUUAACCGUAGAGAAGAUGGUUCGAGUUGAACGGUUAGCUCAUUUUCGGAAGGAUCUAGGAAUCGAAGUGAAUAUCCGUGAGUUGCUUUUGAACCAUCCGGGGAUUUUUUACAUAUCUACAAAGGGGGAUUCUCAAAUGGUUUAUCUGAGAGAAGCGUAUGACAGUCAAGGUUGUUUGAUUGAGCCAAACAGAAUUUACAAUGUUAGAAGAAAGUUGUUGGAGGUAAUCUUAAUGGGAAGCCGAAAUACUAGAGGAUUGAACUUGGAAAGGGAAGUACAGG
Messenger RNA from Cuscuta epithymum, 810 nucleotides. Lineage: Eukaryota; Viridiplantae; Streptophyta; Magnoliopsida; Solanales; Convolvulaceae. The record is from the annotation of a GenBank genome assembly.